GAAUAAAGAAGAAAAGAAACACAACUCGCAAGCAGAAUCGGUCGCCGAAAAGAAAAGAAAAUUUCAGAGACUGGAACGCCAUUGAAAGAGAGAGGCAGAGAGUGGCCGCGUCAAAGCACACAAGGAGAAUAAGAUGAGAUCUCUGUCGGCCAAGACGGUUUUAUGAGCUCUGCAACGGUUGAAGUAAAAGACUCGGUUGAGAAUAUACAAACAUAGAAAUAGGAAUGGCUGAUGGAAGAUCAAGCUUCUGGGGUCCUGUCACAUCAACAAUUGAGUGUUGUGAGAAGAAUUAUGCCUACUCUUCUUAUAUUGCGGAAUUUUACAACACUAUAUCAAACAUUCCAUGCAUUCUGUUGGCGCUCAUUGGCCUUAUAAAUGCCUUGAGACAGCGGUUCGAGAAGAGAUUUGGCAUUCUACACAUAUCUAAUAUGAUUCUUGCCAUCGGAAGCAUGUUAUACCAUGCCACAUUGCAACAUGUGCAACAACAGAGCGAUGAGACUCCUAUGGUUUGGGAGAUGCUCCUUUACAUGUAUAUCCUCUACUCCCCAGAUUGGCAUUAUCGCAGUACAAUGCCCACCUUCCUCUUCCUCUAUGGUGCUCUUUUCGCUGGUGUUCAUUCUGUGGUUCGUUUUGAGAUUGGCUUCAAGGUGCACUAUGUGAUCUUGUGUCUUCUCUGUGUACCUCGAAUGUAUAAGUACUACAUAUAUACGCAAGACGUGUGCGCUAAGCGGAUUGCAAAGCUGUAUGUGGCCACCCUUGUUAUUGGCAGUUUGUGUUGGCUCUGUGAUAACAUCUUCUGCGAAGAGAUAUCCAGUUGGAUGAUUAACCCACAGGGUCAUGCCUUGUGGCAUUUGUUCAUGGGUUUCAAUUCCUACUUUGCGAACACUUUCUUGAUGUUUUGCCGGGCUCAGCAACGAGGAUGGUCCCCCAGGAUUGUUCGUUUUAUGGGGUUUUUGCCGUAUGUGAAGAUUGAAAAACCAAAAACCCAAUGAGAGGUUGAAAGCAAAAGGCAGGAGUAUAGUUUCAGUAAGAUUUCUCCGCAGGUGUGGAACGCAACCGGACAGCCGGACAAUCAUUUUCUUUCACUCUCUAGAUUGGACCGAGAAGAAGGUUGGUUUUUGUUGUUUUAGAUUGGAUCUUGUCUUGAUUUUCGUUGUAAAAGUAGGACGUGUAACAUAUCUAUAAGCUCUUUUCUGUUGCGUUGGUCGAUGUGACUUAAUUUUGUUUUCGUUUUUCAUUUCUGGAAGUGCAACUCUGGUUCUAUCAAUUGUUUGUCACCAAAUUUUGAAAAAAUUGUGAGAUUUCAUGGCA
Molecule: messenger RNA, 1311 nt
Organism: Pyrus x bretschneideri (Chinese white pear)
Lineage: Eukaryota; Viridiplantae; Streptophyta; Magnoliopsida; Rosales; Rosaceae
Product: alkaline ceramidase
Exons: 3
Coding region: 225-992 (255 amino acids)
Biological process (GO): ceramide metabolic process; response to salt stress; autophagy
Cellular component (GO): membrane
Molecular function (GO): hydrolase activity, acting on carbon-nitrogen (but not peptide) bonds, in linear amides
Source: RefSeq, a predicted model, not a curated record